Molecule: messenger RNA, 3001 nt
Organism: Girardinichthys multiradiatus
Lineage: Eukaryota; Metazoa; Chordata; Actinopteri; Cyprinodontiformes; Goodeidae
Gene: vgll4b
Product: vestigial-like family member 4b
Exons: 5
Coding region: 380-1312 (310 amino acids)
Biological process (GO): negative regulation of DNA-templated transcription
Molecular function (GO): transcription coactivator binding
Source: RefSeq, a predicted model, not a curated record
CUCAGCAGCACUGGAAACCACUGCUACAACAUAGGAGUCAUACCAAGCAUAGCCUGCGUGUCAGUGAAGUCGAUUUACAGCUGGCUGUGAGGACAACUGACGCUACGUUUUCGCUUGUCGUUCGCUCUUUAUUGUCGCUACACAUUAACCCACAUUUAGAAAGGAGGAAAAAUAUCGCGAACCAGUUUAAACGGCAGCGAGGCCACUUUUUGUUUUGUUAACGGGUUUUAAGAGCAGUAAAGUUGGAGGCUGGGCCUUUUAGUUUUUUUUUUUUUUUUUCUUUUUUUUUUUUUUUUGACGUUUGAAAGGAGAAACCGAGGAGAAGAAUAGAAAAAGCUGGUCUUUUUUUGUUGUUGUUGUUUUAAUGAAAGCUCGAUAAAUGCAUCUAACGAAGAUGGACCUGUUGAACUACCAGUACCUGGACAAAAUGAACAACAACAUCGGUAUUCUCUGCUACGAAGGUGAAGCAGCACUAAGAGGGGACCCCAGAUUCCAGUCCCUGUCACUAUCCUCGUCUUCCUCCUCGUCCUCGUCAUCCUCUUCUUCCUCCAUCUCCAACCACAGGACUGGUCCUCCUCCCAUCAGCCCCACCAAGAGGAAGCUGAGUGGGGACCAGGGAGAAAGCGACAUGGAUGACAAUGAGCAUGUAGCUAAGAUGAGUCGCCUGUUUGUUGCACAGCUGAAACCGACAGACUAUCGCAACUCCCCUGUUGUGAAGGACCACAGGCGGAGUCCCAGUGAGCGCAUGGUGGUGCCUGGUCCUCUGGGAGUCCAAGCCAACCACCUAUAUGGCCACCACCACCAUCACCUGGCCACCUUAGCAGGCAUGGAUCAGCCUCUGGCACUUACCAAAAACAGCAUGGCGGAGACGGCACGCGGCAGCGCAGCAGCUAUGGCCUCGGUGCCGCACGCAGUCAGCGCAGUCGAACGGCAGCAGAAUCGUCCGUCAGUGAUCACAUGUGCUGCAGCCAACAAUCGCAACUGCAACCUGUCACAGUGUCCUGUCUCCCACAAUGGCUGCUCCAACUUCAGCAACAACUACAGAAGAAUCAACACCAACACAGCCUGCGACCCUGUUAUUGAGGAACAUUUCCGUCGCAGCCUCGGGAAGAACUACAAGGAGCCCGAGCCCACUUCCACCAACUCCGUGUCCAUCACAGGCUCUGUGGACGACCACUUUGCCAAGGCGCUGGGCAAGACCUGGCUGCAGAUCAAGAACAAGGGGAGUCCCUCGUCGUCCAGCAGCAGCCCAAACUCCUCUCCCGAUAGUCACAUGGUCAAUCACAACCACUCCCCUUCUGUGGUCUCUUGAAGGCAGCGAGGAUUUCCCCCACUGCUCAUCCAAUCAUCUCAGCUCCAAGACCCAUUCCCACUGCCAUUUUGGUCUGUCACCAGCAUCCCAGAGGGAAUUCCUGCCUGCUGGUCUGCUAAAAACAGCCAAAACCCUCAAGCCUGCUCGAUCGCUGUGGAUCACUCAAGCAAUAAAGACAUGCUCACCUCCCUCCUAUUAUCUGGUACUAUCAGACAGAAAUCAGUUCUGAUUAAGAAAGAUUUAAAAGUGGAGCCUGACUUGCUCCUUCCAGUCUUUCUUCAUCCCGGCAUCGUUGGCUUGGAGCUGAGCAAGAGUCUGUAGUUUUAUGUACAUAAAAAGAGGAAAGACUGUUUUAAUUAUUCACUUUCUUCUCCGUUUUUAUUAUUUUUUUGUCUGUUUCGUUAAAAGUAGUUCUGUGUACUGAUUCUGUGUUAUGACAUGCCUGGCCUUUGAAUGAAAAAUGAGAAACACACCCUAGCAAGCAAUCACAAUCCACCCUGCCGUGCUACCAAAGAAACCUCAACCGAUGUUUUUCAGUGCCCACCUUUUAAAAGCACACACAACCCCCUCCUCUCCUCCUCCUGUCUGCUGUAUGAGAGUUCUGGUUGUUUGGCUGUUGUAUGUGACCUUAGAUGAUCGACUCAGUCUGAUUUGCACUACUGCUUGAGAAGGUAAAGGUAGCAAGUCAGGUUUGUAACCUGACUCUGAACACACUGGGGCUUAAAAAGUGUAUUUUGAUGCAAUUACAUCUUAUCUCACGUGUUGUAACCCUGCAUUGAUUUUCAAAUAACUCCUGUUUAAAGUUUACUAGCGAUUACUUGACUUUGACGUGUACAAAGUCUCGCAUGUAUUGUCGUUUAUACAAAUGUAAACACACUCCAGUAAGGUUGGGCAGUAGAAGCAUGUUUGGUCACCUGCUACAAACACUUUUUAUCCAUUAGAUCAUGGCGCCUUGUUUGGACAGAUGUUAAUUAAAAGCGGUAAAAGGAAGGUGGGUGUUGUUCAGCUUCUGAUCUGUGAUCAGCCUCCAGCAGAACCUACCUGCAGAAUGUCAGUCUGCACUGAGAAGUCUCUGUAGGCAGGAUGGGUUUUAAUGGGCUAAACGUGGGAAAACUCAGCAAUUUGUCAACAUUGAAGUGUCAUAAUGGAUACCAAUUAUAAAAAUAUAUUUUGGAUUUCCCUCUAAACUUAGCACUUCUCGGGUAAUUUUAUGUUCCACCUUAUUUUAUAACUUGAUGUGGUCUGAGAUUACUGGGAAAAGUGCGAGAACAAAGGAUGGAAGUCAAAUUCCAGUAAUUUCAAUUCAUGAAAGGAAAAGUUAAACAUUGAAGGCAUCAGACUAUAUAAUAAACAUCUCUACUGCCCAGGCCAUUCCGGUUCAACUUUAAAGGCACGUUUCAACUAUGAGAUCCACAUUUUUUUCCCCAAAACAUAAAUUUUACCCUGGCUGUUUGUUUUUUUUGUGGAAAAUGUUUCCUCUGUGGAGACCAGAACAGGGCCAAAUGCUGAGUGGGUAACUCCUGCAACAGUAUCUGUUGAGUGUUGCAACAAAACUCCCGUCAUGACGAUAAAAGCCCUGACUUUCAGCAAUACAAUUAGAACCAUUUAUUGCAUCACAGCUAUUAUACUUUACAACUUGUAUAGAGUCAAUACAAAGUACAUGGAAAGGUGUAAUAACACAUUUUAAAG